CCAAAUUCAAGAAUCCAAAACAGAAAUUAGAGUAACCCAAGCCAAAUUAAAAGAGAGAGGAUGAAUUUCAUGGCUAUGGCUUACCCGAAAAGUCCAGAAAUCGCACCCCACACAGCAGAAACCCGCGGACAGCAGGGGAUGAAGACGCAGAGCAACGCAGAUCUGGAAAUUCUGGUUUUGAUAGGUGUUCUAGAACGAGAAAAUGGGGAGAAUUCCCCAAGCUUUGCCGGAUUUCCGGCCGGAAAUGGGUGGCGGUAACGUGGGGGGCUCGUCGGGUGCAGAGGGUCGGGGGAGGAAGGAGAAGCAGAGGCAGAAACACGCGGCUGGUGAGGAAGAAAAGAAAGAAAAAGAAAAAGAAAAAAAGCAGGUAAUCCUUA
This is a messenger RNA of Rubroshorea leprosula, 377 nucleotides long. The record is from the annotation of a GenBank genome assembly. Lineage: Eukaryota; Viridiplantae; Streptophyta; Magnoliopsida; Malvales; Dipterocarpaceae.